AUUAACCUGAACUCCCCAGGUUCUCCGGGCUCUCCUCCCCGACUCGGCACUUCAUUAUUCUUCCUUCUUAUCUCGACAAUCCACUUUGACACCUCUCACAACCAAGGCCACGUUUUCUCCCCCGGCCCUCUCGCAACAAGCACACCAGCCACAACCACCCGCAGUGUGCGAGAUUCAUCCCCCAUUUCCCACAACCGCCCCAGUCUCGAGCCCGCUCACUAUGGCCCUCGAGACCCAGACAAAGACCGUUGUCGGUCAGUUCGACUAUUCGGACGAAGAUGUCAAUAAGGGCGUCGUAGAGUUCCUUCGUCAAAUGGCCGAAGGUCUCGAGAAGGAUGGCGCUAGCAUGAGCCAGAUUCCCACAUAUGUCACCGCCGUCCCCAAUGGCACUGAAAAGGGUCUUUACAUGGCUGUCGAUCUCGGUGGCACCAACUUCCGCGUUUGCUCAAUCCAGCUCAACGGCGACACCACCUUUCGUCUGACGUACACCAAGGUCGCUAUCCCCAGAGAGCUCAUGGUUGCCAAGACCGCUGAGGAGCUGUUCGCUUUCUUGGCAAAGCAGGUCGAAAUCUUCCUCAGGACACAUCAUGGAGAGCACUUCGAGGCACAUAUCCGCAGACGCAUGACCAUGAGCUCCCCCGAGGGCUUCAAGGACGAGAACGUCUUCCGUCUCGGCUUCACAUUCAGUUUCCCCGUCCAACAAUUGGGUAUCAAUAAGGGUACGCUCAUUCGCUGGACCAAGGGUUUCGAUAUCCCAGACGCCGUUGGAAAGGACGUUUGCGCCCUCCUGCAAACGGAGAUUGACAAGCUCCAUCUCCCCGUCAAGGUCGCUGCUCUCGUCAACGACACUGUUGGCACUUUGAUGGCUCGUUCCUACUCUUCCCCUGGCAAGAGCGGUGCUAUCCUCGGUGCUAUCUUCGGUACUGGCACCAACGGAGCUUACGUCGAGAAGCUUUCCAACAUCAAGAAGCCCCUAGCCGGCGAGUACGAUAACUCUACCGGAGAGAUGGUCAUCAACACUGAGUGGGGUUCGUUCGACAACCAGCUCAAGGUCCUCCCUAACACACCAUGGGAUGUCCAGCUCGACCUGGCCACCCCCAACCCCGGUAUUCAGAUGUACGAGAAGCGUGUCUCGGGCAUGUACCUCGGCGAGAUCUUGCGAUUGACGGUCAUUGAUCUGCUUAAGAACCCAGACGUUGCUCUCUUCAAGGAUGAUAACUCGAGCUACAAUGACUGGAAGUCAACUACCAACAUCGCCGAACACUCCCCCAUCUACAAGCAGUGGGGUCUUGAUACCUCGGUCCUCUCUGUCGCUGCCGCUGACAGUACCCCCGAGUUGUCGAUCCUCCGCCAGGAGCUCGAGGCCAACCUCCACAUUUAUGCCCCCUCUUUGGAGGACGCUCAGGCUUUCAAGGCCAUUGCUGGUGCUAUCGGUCGUCGUGCUGCUCGUCUUUCGGCUGUUGCUAUUGCUGCCAUUGUUUUGCAGACCGGCAAACUCAACGACCCCGAGCAGGACGAGCCUAUCGACAUUGGUGUUGACGGAAGCUUGGUCGAGCACUAUCCCUACUUCCGUGACAUGAUCUACGAGGCUCUCCGUGCCAUUAAAGGCAUUGGUGAGGAGGGUGCCAAGCGGAUCCGUAUUGGUAUUGCCAAGGAUGGAUCUGGUGUUGGUGCCGCGUUGAUUGCUCUCGUUGCUGCCCGCAUGGAGAAGAGCACUUCCACAGCCGACUUCAUCAGCGACCUGCGUCUCAACGCCAAGAAGACCGACUUGACAGCUGUGCCUGAGGAUAGCGAGCUUGCCGCCGGGGAAUAGGAGUCCACAAAGGCAGCUUGUCCAUUGCCAGGCAUGACAUCACUGACAUGUCGCAGAAAGAGGUGCAUUGUUAUGUGAACAUGGCUUAGCGCAGGAAAGGAGUUUGGGAGUGAAGGUUGACAUGAAAAAAAUGUGUUAAGCGAAGAGCAACAUUUGUGUGCUGUGUAAGGAUGAACGACAAUGGGACGAGGAACCUGGAAAGGGAUAUGAGGUUCACAUAAAUAUUUCAAUGUUCUUCCUUUGGUAUGAUUGA
Molecule: messenger RNA, 2066 nt
Organism: Neurospora hispaniola
Lineage: Eukaryota; Fungi; Ascomycota; Sordariomycetes; Sordariales; Sordariaceae
Product: putative glucokinase
Exons: 3
Coding region: 221-1813 (530 amino acids)
Biological process (GO): glycolytic process; glucose metabolic process; intracellular glucose homeostasis
Cellular component (GO): mitochondrion; cytosol
Molecular function (GO): glucokinase activity; D-glucose binding; fructokinase activity
Source: RefSeq, a predicted model, not a curated record